Trypanosoma conorhini is the source of this 314-nucleotide messenger RNA. RefSeq lists its product as uncharacterized. The annotation marks the transcript as partial. The transcript has a single exon. The record is from RefSeq and is a predicted model, not a curated record. Lineage: Eukaryota; Euglenozoa; Kinetoplastea; Trypanosomatida; Trypanosomatidae.
GAACGCGCCGAGGGGCACGCAGGCGUCUGCGCGAAAUGCGGCUUCACGACAACUGGUGGGGAGGCGUUUCGGGUGCACACAUGACGGCGAAGCACGCGAUAGGCCCGCCCCCCAAGUGUGAGUGCGAUUCGCGUGGCCCGCACCGCACCGCGCGCGAGAACCCCGGCGCCUCCUCCACAACCCCGGCCGCCGCUGCGAGAGCGCGUCCAUCAGCGCGCCCUCGACCUUCGAUGCCCCGCUUGUGGCAAGCGCUGUCGCGCGCAGUUCCACUUCAGUUGGCGCAAAGGCCCACUGCUGCGGCCAACACGCCCUGA